Messenger RNA from Brenthis ino (lesser marbled fritillary), 1287 nucleotides. NCBI's taxonomy places the organism in Eukaryota, Metazoa, Arthropoda, Insecta, Lepidoptera, Nymphalidae. The record is from the annotation of a GenBank genome assembly.
AUGGCACUAUGCACCAUGCACGGCGGGCAUAGACCAGGAACAACAAGAACGACGGGCUCAACAGAAAACAUAAAAAGUAUAAACUUAGCAACAGAACUAAAAUUGCCUAUUCAUAGAAUAAACAAUUCAAUUUCAAGUGUUAAACUCUGGUCUGGAUAUAAAAAGAAUAUGGCAUUUUCAUUUGGAUCUAACACAACUGCACAAAAUCCUGCCUUCGGUGCCGCUUCUAAACCUACAUUUUCUUUUGGAAGUACAAACACCGCCACAACGAGUACAGCAGGUUUUGGAGGUUUCGGAACAACAUCAACAUCAUCCGGUUUUGGUACAUUUGGUGCACCUACGUCCAGUGCAGCACCAUUCGGCAGUCUCGGGACUGCUACUACAACAGCACCUUCUCUUUUUGGAGGAACAGGAUUCGGAGCCACUGCUGCAAAACCUGCAGGUUUUGGUACUAGUGCCUUUGGAUCAAAUACUUUUGGAGGUGGAACAGCUUUUGGAGCUGGUACUUCUAUGUUUGGGAAUGCGGCACCAACAUUCGGUACAAAUACUCUCGGUGGUAGUACAUUUGGAACUGGAACCACAUUUGGUUCCACAUUUGGAGCUAAGACUACUACUACAGGCUUUGGUGGUUUUGGCACAGGAUUAGGAACAACAUCUGCCUUUGGUCAACAGCAACAGCAGCAACAACAGUUACAACAGCAGCAGCAGCAGCAGGGCCCGAGCAACGCCCACGAGGCAUUGGUGGCGGCGGUGUUCAACUGCUCCGUCUUCGGUGACGAGAGGGACCAAGUACUGGCCAAGUGGAACCUGUUGCAAGCUCAGUGGGGGACUGGACAAGCAUAUUACAGUCGGAAUGCCCCACCAUUAGAACUCAAUGAACAAAAUCCACUGUGUCGCUUUAAGGCAGUCGGUUAUUCAAGAUUGGGCGGAAAAGAAGAUAAAGAUGGACAUGUCGCCCUGGUGUUUAACAAAAUAGAACAAGAUAUAAAGAAUAAUCAGCAAGCAUUAUGCACUUCACUUUCUGGUCUUCUCGGCAAUAAACCAAAUUUGACAGUCAACAUUGAAUCUAUUAAAGCUGUGUCAGAAAGUAAAAGUCAGGUGAUAAUAUACGUGGUGGACAAGAACAACAACGGCGCGCACGUGAGCGCGUCGGAGCUGGCGGCGUACCUGGGCGCGGGCGCGGCGCGCGCGGCGCUGGCGGGCGCGGGCGCGGCCGCCGUGUGCGCCGCCACGCGCCCGCCGCGCGCUCUGCUCGACCAGUACCUGCAGGCGCCGCCGCCCGGUAUC